UCACUAUGAGGAAGUGAGCAGGAAGUUGAUGCUGUGUUCAUCUCUGAGAGCAAGAACAGAGACUGAGAGAGACAGAGAAGCACGAUGGCUGCAUUCACAUGGAUUCAAAUGUCUUCAUUACUGAUACUGAUGCUUCAGUUUAAAGGAACAACUGAGCAACAACAAACUGUUCAAACUGUCACAGCUGGACGUGGACAUGAUGUUACUCUGCCUUGUGAAAAUGUGAUACAAGGUGAAGAGCUGGCACCAAAACCCACAACAUCAACAAUUAAAGUAACAUUAAAAACAACAAACAUAUGGACAACAAAAGAGGAAGUAAAGACAUCAGAGGGGACAUUGGCAACAAUCAAUCCAGAUUUUCUGUAUUUGUUGAGAUGCAUCAUUGUGUCUGUGGGUUUAGCAGCUCUCUUAAUAUCUGCUGUUACAGUCAACAUGUGGAUAAAAUGUAAAGGAGCAUAAUGAUGAGGGUGAAGAUAGAUUGAACUAUGAAAAUAUUGGAGACUCUUCUGCUUCUGUCAGACUCCACUGAUCAACAACUCAAACAUCAUCUCAUCACAUAAAUUAGCCCAUUGCUGUUGAAAACACUGUGUCUGUGUCUGUGUGUGUCUGUGUGUGUGUGUGUCUAAGUCUGAGACGUGCUGAGCCUUGACUCUUGUGCGACACAGUUGCGGAGGUGAGGGGGCCUUAGGAACAGUCCUGUGAUGAUGUGUUUUUGUAGCGUCUUAGCCUUACGAUCAAGUCUGAUUUUUUUUUUGACACACACACACACACACACACACACACACACACACACACACACACACACACACACACACACACA
Molecule: messenger RNA, 820 nt
Organism: Oreochromis aureus
Lineage: Eukaryota; Metazoa; Chordata; Actinopteri; Cichliformes; Cichlidae
Exons: 5
Coding region: 85-459 (124 amino acids)
Source: RefSeq, a predicted model, not a curated record